This is a messenger RNA of Geodia barretti, 426 nucleotides long. NCBI's taxonomy places the organism in Eukaryota, Metazoa, Porifera, Demospongiae, Tetractinellida, Geodiidae. The record is from the annotation of a GenBank genome assembly.
AUGGUGCUGAUCGUCGACUCGCGCCAGCGCCGCAUCAAGCUCGGCCUGAAGCAGCUGACCGAGGACCCGUGGACCACGCUCGCGCGCGCCUACAAGAAGGGGGCACGGAUCGCCGGAACGGUGAGCCGCAAGACCGACUUCGGCGUGUUCGUGACGAUCGACGGUGAUCUGGAGGCGCUGAUCAGCAAGAACCACCUGACCACCGACGAGACCUCGUUCGAAGAGGCAUCCAACGCGCUCAAGGUCGGCGAUCCGAUACAGGCGAUCGUGCUCGAGAUCAACCCUCAAAGCCAGCGACUGGCGCUGUCGGUUCGCGAGUUGCAGCGACGUCAGGAACGCGAGGAGAUGGUCCGGUACGCGCACACCGACGGCAGCGAUGACACCGUAUCGCUGGGCGACCUGCUUCGCAGAAAGAACUCGGGGUAG